ACAGGACUGGGUAUUGAAGAUCACAUCUUAACCAUGCUCGGGGUUUCCUUUCAUCGACGAUGUGCGGCAUGUUUUGUAUUUUUACUUAUUUACUGUGCUUCACAUAAAGUGACGACAACUGACCCUGCCUUUCAAAACUCGGACACUGCUACAGCCUUCACAAAAGCAAACAAAGAAUUUAUGUUAAAUCUCUUAAAGCAGUUACCAUCGGAAUCCAACAUCUUCUACUCGCCUUUUAGUAUUUCUACGGCCCUUGCAAUGGUUCAUUUGGGAGCAGGAGGAGAAACACUAAAAGAAAUGAAUCAAGCUCUUCAUUUUGGUAAACUCGAUAGAGACAUUUACUCCGCAUUCGGCAGGUAUCUAGAGUUUCAUUCGAAGGCUACUGGAAACAACACACUUAAUACAGCAAAUAGAAUCUACCAAAGCACGAGGUAUACAGCAGAAGAAUCAUUUCUACAAAGCUCUGCCAAAUAUUUCAGUGCAACAGUAGAAUCAGUGGAUUUUUCCCAGUCUGAAGCGUCAAGUAAGAAAAUCAAUUCCUGGGUCAGUCAGAAAACAGAAAACAAAAUCCAAAAUCUUAUUCCAGCCGAUGCAUUAAGCAGCCAAACGUUAAUGGUUCUUGUAAAUGCUAUCUACUUCAAAGGAAUUUGGAACAGUAAAUUUGAAGCUAAGGACACGAAGAAAAUGGAAUUCAGGAAUGGCAAAGCAAAAUUUAUAACGGACAUGAUGUACCAGAUAGACCGUUUUAAAUUUUGUCAUGUUUCAGACUUGAGGCUUGACAUCCUUGAGCUUCCCUACGAGGGUAAAACAAUAAGUAUGGUAAUUCUUCUCCCUGUUGCUGUGGAUGGUUUAGAGGCUGUGGAAAGGAGUUUGACCGAGACUACCCUUAGAAACGCAAUGAGCACCCUAAAAGGACAACAAGUUGAAGUGUACCUUCCAAAAUUCAAAAUGGAGUCUUCCUUUCAGUUGAAGUGCUAUUUAUCGGCAUUGGGUAUGCCAUCAGCAUUUGACCCAAGCAGAGCUAGUUUUUCAGGCAUAUACAAAGAUCAAGAUGUAUUCAUGAGCGAGGUUUUCCAUAAAGCCUUUGUCGAUCUCAAUGAAGAAGGUACCGAAGCUGCCGCAGCCACGGGAGUCGUUAUUUCUAGACAAUUAUCUCCAGAGUUUCGAGCAGAUCAUCCGUUCCUCUUUUUCAUUCGUGAUACUGUAAAUGACGUCAUACUAUUUGCCGGAAGAUUUAAUAAUCCUGUCAGUGUUCAAGGGAUUCGCGAUUCAAAUAGUUCUUGCGAUUUAGGCAAAAUGUCUAAAGAGUUUAAAUCUGUUCAAGGGAUUCGUAAUUCAAAUAUUGCUUGCGAUUUAGGCAAAAUGUCAAAAGAGUCUAAAUCCAUAUUCGUACUGUUUGUAUAUGUUUUAAAGCAUAUGCUCAUAACAUCUGAAUGAAAUUUAUUCAAAUAUUCGUGAUCUGUUGUUUUCCUGAAUGAUAAAGAGGACGCUGACGCAGUAUAGGCAGCCUCCAAAUGUAUCAUGAUUACAUUCCUUAUCAUCCAGGUCGUGCCUUUGUUUAGUUGUUUUGAAAAUGAAACUGUUGAGCUUUAAUAUAUCUACAUGUACAUAUCCCAGAAGAUUUCCUGUGAUGAACUACAACUGAUAUUUUUUUUACAUAUGUUGCUAACAUAUGUAUGUAUAUCUUUUCUCCA
Molecule: messenger RNA, 1694 nt
Organism: Saccostrea echinata
Lineage: Eukaryota; Metazoa; Mollusca; Bivalvia; Ostreida; Ostreidae
Product: serpin B8-like
Exons: 1
Coding region: 34-1437 (467 amino acids)
Biological process (GO): negative regulation of endopeptidase activity
Molecular function (GO): serine-type endopeptidase inhibitor activity
Source: RefSeq, a predicted model, not a curated record